GGCCGAUACACUAUGGACGGUUGAGUGAGGAAACUUCGCCUGUCAAAAGUACAGAUGCAACAUAAGCUGAACUGAGUCCAAUGAUCAACACCGCGCUUGAACGUGUUCGCACAUCUGUUCGUGCACAAAGCGCUGGGGUGUAAGGAGGUUGACGAUCCGGAGUGAUAACCUGCGUUCGUAGAACUGAACAAGUUUUACAUUGUUUUGGUUCGUAUAAUUAUUGCCAAAAUGUCCGGGAAUCCCACAUUUGUAAGUCCAUUCCACAGACCCCACUGCCUGGCAGCCGCUGCACCAGCAGGAAAAGCUAAACUAACCCACCCUGGCAAGGCUAUUCUGGCAGGUGGUAUUGCUGGAGGAAUAGAGAUCUGUAUUACAUUUCCUACAGAGUAUGUGAAGACUCAGCUACAACUGGAUGAGAAGGCCAACCCUCCCAGAUAUAAAGGCAUUGUGGACUGUGUGAAGCAGACCGUGGACGGUCAUGGGGUCAGGGGCCUUUACAGAGGACUCAGCUCGCUGCUGUACGGCUCCAUACCCAAAGCAGCGGUCAGGUUUGGUGUGUUUGAGUUCCUGAGUAAUAAGAUGCGCGAUGAGAGUGGGAGGCUGGACGGUACGCGAGGCCUGCUCUGUGGCCUCGGGGCCGGGGUGGCUGAGGCUGUGGUGGUGGUCUGCCCAAUGGAGACGGUCAAGGUGAAGUUCAUCCACGACCAGUCGUCGGCAAAGCCGAAGUAUCGGGGAUUCUUUCACGGGGUUAGGGAGAUUGUUAGAACCGAAGGCCUGAGGGGGACUUACCAAGGUCUGACAGCCACGGUACUGAAACAGGGAUCCAACCAGGCCAUCCGCUUUUACGUCAUGACCUCCCUCCGGAACUGGUAUAAAGGUGAUAACCCAAACAAGUCUAUCAACCCUUUGGUCACUGGUGCAUUCGGAGCUAUUGCUGGAGCUGUCAGUGUGUUUGGUAACACUCCUCUCGAUGUCAUCAAAACCAGGAUGCAGGGUCUGGAAGCUCAGAAGUAUAAAAGUACUCUGGACUGUGCUGUGAAGAUCAUGAAGUAUGAGGGACCUAAAGCGUUUUAUAAGGGUACAGUCCCCCGGCUGGGCAGGGUGUGUAUGGACGUAGCCAUCGUCUUCAUCAUCUAUGAGGAGGUGGUGAAGGUCCUCAACAAAUUCUGGAAGACGGACUGAGACAGAGGUUGCUUGACGACCGGUGGGGAACAGAGGGCAGUCAGGAUGGUAGGGCUGGCUCUCUGGAUUCACAACCAAGGCACGGAGACUUCUGCCCAAUCUGUAGGUUCUCCAUGACCAGCUACCUCCUGCAUGACUGGGUGCAUUUCAUUCCACACAGUUGUUCUGUCCCCUGUCUUAGUUUACUUUGGUAGUUGGAAUGAAAUUCAGCCAUGAUAAAUGUAAAUGAUAUGGGGUGUUCAGUGCACUUGGCCCAGGAUUCAAUGGGGUCCGGUUGUGGACGUAUUGUGUAUACUUACUGUGUUCUUCACAUCCACACAGGGGUUCUAGUGGUGGAACGGGGUGGGGGGAGGGAACUAAGGGAACACUGUGUCAUUCCAGAGAAGUGUCUUAGACCAACGGUGCUUCAGUUCACUAAUGGCUAUUAUUAACAUGUUAUUUUCUGUGUUAACUUACUUGACAUAAUCCAAGAUGAAAAAAAUAAUAUUCUGAAACCCAAUAUAAUGUGAUGUAGAUCAUCAGGAAAUACUUGAAAUGAGAGGAUGACAGGGGCUUUGAACGCCUGAUUCUAUAUAUAACAGGUGAACAAGUAAAAUGGGUCUGGUGAAGUCAUUCUGCCCAUUGGUUUUACCCUUGAUAGCAGUACAACAGACAUAUUUGCUCAUUCAUUUGUCAUAUGGGUGUUAUUUUCAAGGUUUAAUGUAGUUCUGAAAUGUUCUCGCUGUUUUACAAACCUGAGUGCAAUUAUAACACAAUGCCUUAUAAAUAAUUAUAUUCCAUGCUAUCUUUAUGGUAGAGAACUACAGUAUAAUAUGUAGUAAGCAGAGGCUUCUGUGUCAAAUCCUUAUGCAGUUAAGAGGAAAAUCUGUCAAUCUGUGAUCUAAACCCUAAUUACUCAUGUCGCAUCUGCAAGAGUUUUAAGAUUGUGUGCUAAAUGGCUAAAAUGUACAAAUCUAAUUAUGAUUUUUGUGACCAUAGAAUUACAAUUCAGUCAGUAAUUACUUGUGAUUUUAAUUGUUUGGUGCUGACCCUAGUGUUGGUGUCGUUCAGAGACAAUAUACUAAAAUCUUCUGCAGAAUGCACCAACUAUCUUUAAGUUGAUUCCAAGAAAACAUUGACCAAGAUUGAGAUUAAGAUAGAUUUCUGUAUACGUCCAUCAAUCUAUUUACAUAACGAUUAUGUACUUUGAAUGUUUCAAAGUGACUGCACAUUUAUUUUAUGAUUGUUUUAGAAAUAUGGUAUGAAACAACAAUGUUUAAUGUUGUAUAUCAUGCUGGGUUAAUUAUUCCUUGAUGACAUACAGUACCAUACAAUGAUACUUAAUCACUGGUUUUAAGGGGAGCAUUUUAUAUAUAGAAUGUAACAGAGCAUUGAGGCCUUGCCGAGAUGUUUUUAUUGGCCAAUAUAAGAGGGACCUAAUCUUACUUGUUGGCAGUAUAGCUUACCAAAUACUAUUCUAAUGCAGCCUUAUUUAAUUUAAUGUGAUGAGGUGUUGCCUGGUAAGGUUCCAUGGUUGCUAUAGAAUAUCUAUACAUGCCAUUGAUGUACAAUUUAUGAGUACAUAUUUUCUUGGUAGUUGUGGGGAUGAUUUCUACUUUGUACAUUUCUGUUUUGCAAAGCCUUAUGGAUGUUUUGCACUGUUUUGGCCUGGCCAUUAGACAAUAUCUUAUGUAAACAUGUUUUAUAGAAACAUGCACACAGUACAUCCAUUGCAGGUUGUACUGCUGAAGAGACACAUUUGUAAAAUUUGCCCUUGGAAUUUUAAAUAUGCCAUGUGUGCAUUAAAGAGUAUACACAAGUAUGUA
Esox lucius (northern pike) is the source of this 2987-nucleotide messenger RNA. RefSeq names its product slc25a1 solute carrier family 25 member 1b (gene slc25a1b). Gene Ontology annotation, biological process: mitochondrial citrate transmembrane transport. The transcript is spliced from 9 exons. Bases 229 to 1182 code for a protein of 317 amino acids. The record is from RefSeq and is a predicted model, not a curated record. NCBI's taxonomy places the organism in Eukaryota, Metazoa, Chordata, Actinopteri, Esociformes, Esocidae.